Messenger RNA from Ambispora gerdemannii, 366 nucleotides. The record is from the annotation of a GenBank genome assembly. Lineage: Eukaryota; Fungi; Glomeromycota; Glomeromycetes; Archaeosporales; Ambisporaceae.
AUGGCCACAAGAAUCCGAGAUUACUAUGAUCUUGAGGCAAGAUGGUUUGAAAAAAAUGCACCUAUAGGAGGAUUCACAAAUCCAAAUGGCAAAUGUUUUCCGGUUACUGUCGAGAAUUUAUUAACUUCGUUAAAAUAUCGAGCAGAAAAAGCGAAUGUAAAAACUCUCUGUAAUUACUUGUCUGGAAUUACUGGAUAUCACACACAAGUACUUCAUUUUACCAAUUGGAAAGAGGAAGUCAGAAAUAAUCAACGCAUAAAAGAUUAUAUUGAUUCAUUACGAGGCUCUGGUCCCAUUGGUACCAUAAGAGAACAGCAUCGUCGUGAAGUGGAAAAUGUCCAACGACACAAUUUGCUCACACAGUGA